AUGAGGGUCGCACCGCAUGACCCUUCCUUGACGAGCAGCGCGCCCCGCUACUCCCACGUCCUGCGGCUGGUUGGAGCAGGGUUGCUCGUCUUCCUUGGUGUCGUAGCUGUCGUCAAGGUGACGAACGGCAGUCAAGAUGCGGUCAACCUGUUGGCAUCGGCCGUCAAGGGAGAACCGAGCAAGGCAGAGAGUGAAGUGCAGCACAAGACCUCCCCCGGUUCAUCUCUGAAGAGCGCGAAGCCAGGAGCUGCGGCCCAGUCCAUGUCGACUCAGGUGGAGAAGCUGUCGCAGAAGAUCAAGACGAUCAAGUCGAAGAACCAGAAGCUGAGCCAAGUGCAGAUGGCUGACCUCUACCGUGAGAUCCAAGAGCUUGAGAAGCAGGAGAGGAGGCGAGUGGCUGCGAGGAAAGAGGCCAUUGAGAAGGCUCUCGAUGCGACGUCCAAGUGCGACGAUGCAGACUGGGGCUGCAAGAAGGCUCACGAGCAGCUGAAGUGGAAGGCAAGCAAGGACAAGUACGAACGAGCAGCCAUGACAGAAAUCGCGAAAGAGGAUCAUGCACGUGAAAACACAUCUGAGGAUAGCGAGACAGAGUUUGCAGCUGAUGAGAAGAAGGCAAGUGAACUGUCCAGUGUCAAGCCACUUCAGACCUUGCAGCAGCGAUCGCAACAGGCCGAGAGCGCUAGAUCAGCCAAGGAGAAGGCGAUGAUGAGCAUCUUGACCAAGGAGAGGCAUGAGCUGGAGAAGUUGGACCAGGAGGAAAAGAAGGAGAGGGAGUUGCAAGCCGCCAAGAAACAGAAGAUAGUCGAUCAGAAGAUGGAUAAACAACUUCAAGACGAUGUUCGUUCCACCAUCUACUCCUCGCGGUUGCAGCCGACGUUGCAAGAGGACGUGUUGGCACGCCGAUCGUCCAUCAACGACGCUGUCUCGAGCAACCGCAAGGACCUGGAGGAGGCUGAGGCGAUCGAGCAAGGGAGGAGGAAGGCGUUCGACGACCACGUGAAGCAGCUGAGAGACGAAGUUGAGAAGAGCCGCGAAGCUCGGGAGAAGGAGCUGAAGGGCAAGGGGAAGGAGUCACCCACAGCCAAGAUGUCGCAAUACGAUCGUGACGUCUUCAACGCCGAGCAGAGCGAGAGGGCGAAGGUGCAGCUGGAGCGGAGUGAGCGAGAGAAGACCCUCAAGAACCACGAGCUGCUGGCCAAGAGGGAGCAAGAGGUCGCCAACGAGAAGGUCUCGCAGGCGCUCAAGGAUGCGGACGACGCGACUGAGUUCAUCCCCAACGUGAAGAGGAUGAGGUCAGCGUCUGCUGCUCCUAGGUAG
Guillardia theta CCMP2712 is the source of this 1317-nucleotide messenger RNA. RefSeq lists its product as hypothetical. Bases 1 to 1317 code for a protein of 438 amino acids. The record is from RefSeq and is a predicted model, not a curated record. The transcript has 9 exons. NCBI's taxonomy places the organism in Eukaryota, Cryptophyceae, Pyrenomonadales, Geminigeraceae.